AUGAAUGAUGAUCUAUGUGGAAAAUUUGGUGUUUUGAGGAUGUAUUUACCCGAUGAAUUAGGCAAAACUGGAACACUCUCUUUUGAUGAAAAUAAUAAUUUUAUUCAAUACUGCCCUGAGAAUGGUUCAGGAAGAAAUGAAUGCAAAAAUAAUCUCGAUAAUAUUACGGCUGGAUUCUUAUGGUUACUUGAACAAUGUUAUUCUGCAAUCGUAAGUAAAACAUAUAAUGAAGAUAAUAGUAAUGCAUUUUUUCUACAUAUGCUUUCAUGGUUUAGUUACAAAUUAAAUCAAAACUCAGAGCCCAAGUCCACCAAAAUAUACGAUUUUUAUACAAAAAAUGUAAUAAAUAGUAAUAAGUAUAAUAGAUUUAAAAAAGAUGCUUAUACAAUUUCAGGUCUUGAGGAAUUCAUAAAUAAAAAAAAAGAUUUAUUGGAUAUUAGUAUUGAAGAUAUGUCUAAAUUUUAUGAUGUGUUCAAAUUAUUAUGUAAUAUACAUGGUAGUGUUGCAAAGAAUAACUAUGAUAGCACACUGUCAAACAAUGCGAAUGAUUUUGUUAAAAAAUACAACUACCUCAACAAUAAUUAUAAUAUUGAAGGUACCAUAGAUAGUAAAAUAUUGUCUGCUUUAUCAACUGAUUAUAAUAAUAUAAAAAAUAAAUGUGAUAAUGCUAAACCUAUAAAUUUUUCAUCCCUUCCAGAGAUAACAACAGACAUUUCUGCACUAGCAUCUAUAGGCAUAUCAUCAAGUUCGUCGAUAGGAAACAAAUUAUUUACAGUUUUAUCGAUAUUUGGUGCAAUAGCAUUUUUUUUAGGAAUUUCUUACAAGUAUUCGUUAUUUGGAUUUCGGAAACGAGCUCAAAAACAACAUUUAAGAGAAAAAAUAAAAAAAAUAAAGAAGAAAAUGAAUCAUUAA
Molecule: messenger RNA, 912 nt
Organism: Plasmodium yoelii
Lineage: Eukaryota; Apicomplexa; Aconoidasida; Haemosporida; Plasmodiidae
Product: PIR protein
Exons: 3
Coding region: 1-912 (303 amino acids)
Source: RefSeq, a predicted model, not a curated record